CGAGAGAAAAGGGGAGAUAACGAAACCGGAAGAAACCCUCCAACGGGCUCGUGCAGCUGAGCUCGCCCAGUUCCUGCCUCCGAGAACAUGCAGCUUCGGUCUUAACCAUAAACUUCACAAGACGUCUUUUAAAGAAGACUUUUCUUGUUAAGAGCAAGAUCAUGUCAUUCCUGGCAGAUGUUGUUGAAGUUGGUGGGAACGGAGGAAGUCCUUUUGAUUUUGAUGGCACUGAACAUGGAACCAUGUUGAAAAAGAUCACGGUGUGGGUCGGUAACUGGCAGGUGAAAGCCAUGAAGGUUUGGCUUACUGAUGGCCUGUCCAAGCAGUUUGGUGAACCUGGUGGGAAUUUUACAGAGUUUAUAUUUGAAGAUGGGGAGCAUUUCACCUCCCUUUCACUUUGGGCAAAUGGAAAUGGAACACGUCUGGGUGCCAUCAAAUUCAAGACAAAUCACUCCCGGGAGUUCUUUGCACGCUUGACAGGAUGGGUGCUGCAACCAGAAGUUCCAGUUGAUGUUGCUUCUGGGAUCUGCAUGGGAAUCAAAGGACGCUCAGGUUUAGAUAUUGAUUGCUUAGGCUUCAUGUUCAUUAACACCAUCAAGUCUACUGAGCUUACAAAUGUUGAGUAUCCCACACUUCAUGAUGUGAUACCCAAAGUGGCUGUUGCGGAAAUCAAAUCCAUGACCUACCAGAAUAACACUACUGAAACGCAAGAAUAUAGAAUUGAAACCUCCAAAAAAAUCACCCAAAGAUCCUCCUGGUCUGUUACCGACAGACUGGAAUUCAUGUUCAGCCUCGAAGUGAAGGCAGGAAUUCCACUAAUUGCAGAAGGCACAACAAGUUACGAAUUCAGAAUUGGAGUUGAGAGUACAUAUGCUUCGGAGACCACUGAAGAGAAGAUGGAGCUCUUCUCGUUUCCUGUUAAAGUCCCUCCAGGUAAAACUGUGGAUGUGGACAUCACAACUGGCCAGGCUACAAUUGAUCUCCCCUUCAAUGGCAUAGUCAAGAUUACCUGCUAUAAUGGCAGUGUGCUGCAGUUUAAUACCAGUGGAAAGUACAAGGGUGUCACUUACACUGAUGGAAAAGUAGUUGUGAAUGAAUCAGCUAAAAAGCUUGAUGGCAUAUAGGCUUUGAACUAAAUUUAAAUUAAAUUAAAUUAAAUGGUUUUAAAAGUUCAGUAUCAUGAAUCUCAUAUAUUAGAUCAUUCAAACUGAGAAUGUGUUUGAUGCUAGCUUGGUGUUAAAUGAUUUGGUUUUAUUAUUAGCUUUUCAUAAUCAUAAUGAUUCUCUUGUCUGAUUUGUUUUUUUCAUAAUCUGUAAACCUUUUAAAACAGUGACUUGAUUUAUCCUGCUAGGCUUCCAGCGGUGCAGACCCAUAUUUUUUGAUUAAUAAAACAUUCUUUAAAAAACAUUCUGAAUGAUGACUGUAUUUGACUGUAGCUUGCUAUAACAAUUUUAUUUGAUAAUUACCUUCUUACUUAUUAGGAAGAUUGUAAUCUGUAAAGUCUUAAAAUUCUCACUCUACUAUUGUUUCGACUCAUUUUUGCCUACAAUAUAAUGUAUACAAAAGCAUGUUCUUUCUGUCUGAGAUGCACCAUUUGUAAACAUUUCAUUUGAUUUCAUGGUUGUACAAUACAGGAGCAUUGCUUGUGCACAUUCUCAGAAAUUAGCAUGUGGUGCAAUACCAACGUAACCAGUGGAGGCAGUAUAGCACCAUGCGACACUGUAUCCACAACACAAUAAACAACUAACAUUGUGUCUCAAA
Molecule: messenger RNA, 1761 nt
Organism: Pangasianodon hypophthalmus (striped catfish)
Lineage: Eukaryota; Metazoa; Chordata; Actinopteri; Siluriformes; Pangasiidae
Product: aerolysin-like protein
Exons: 2
Coding region: 162-1124 (320 amino acids)
Source: RefSeq, a predicted model, not a curated record